AUGGCCGCCAGGCUCCUGCUGACCGCGUGGCUUGUAUUCCUGGUCGGACGCACAGCCACAACGGAAGGAUUUUCAGAAUCUGAUGUAGGAACCGGGUGGCAACAAACUGACGGCAGGCUGAAGUUCGUGUCGGUUGGUCCAUCAGGUGUUUGGGGAGUGAACAGUGGCGACCAGAUCUUCUAUAGAACUGGGACUUACAUGAACGAAGCCUCUCGGGGUACGGGUUGGGUACUCAUCGAAGGUGGACUAAAACAGAUCUCAUCCGGAAACAACAUUGUGUGGGGAGUCAACAGCAGAGAUGAUAUCUAUAUCCGAUUUGGAAUAAGUCCGAGUUCUCCUCAAGGAACUGGCUGGCGCAAGAUUCCAGGAGGGCUGAAGCAGGUGUGUGUCAGCGCAACCAGCAAUCAGGUGUGGGGCGUGAACUCCGCGGAUCAGAUUUAUCGGCGAACUGGAAUCACAGCAAGUAAUCCAGCAGGAAAAAGUUGGCAGAAAAUCUAUGGGGGACUGAAAUUCGUGUCGGUUGGACGAGCCGGCAUUUGGGGCGUGAACAGAGUCGACCAUAUCUACUACCGCACGGGAACGUCUGGUAAUGAGGCUUCGCCUGGAACUGGAUGGACAUACGUCAGCGGCGAGCUGAAGCAAAUAUCAUCAGGAAAUGGCCAAGUCUGGGGUGUCAGCAGGAACGACCAGAUCUACGUACGGCGCGGUUUAAGUGCUGGGACACCUCAAGGUAGUACCUGGCAGCAACUAGAUGGCGGUCUGAAAGAAGUUUACAUCAGCUCCAGCAGCAACCAAGUAUGGGGUGUGAACGCAGCCGACAGCAUCUAUCGACGUAUCGAACAAAUCACGGAUCAAGCUGACACUACGUAUACAGACCCAAACAUUGCAUCAGGAAGACCUGCGCUCCAGUCUAGCGUUGCCUCGGGAGGAUCUCCCGGUCGAGCUGUCGACGGAAACAGAAGCCCCGAAUGGAGACACAAGUCCUGCACAGCUACAACCAACGAAAACGACCCAUGGUGGUAUGUCGAUUUGGGAUAUGCGGUCACUGUCGACCACGUCGCCAUCGUCAACCGUCGGUACUUCCGAUCUGGAAGGAUCACGCCCCUCGAUGUCCACAUUGGGGACAGCACUGACGUGGCUACCAACCCGAGGUGUGGCGGGCAUCACCGUUUCCCUCCUGAAUUGACCGAGCUUGUUAUCGGUUGCAGCGGGAUGAGGGGCAGGUACGUGGGCAUUAGGCUGCAGGGGAAGAAGCGAGUCCUGGCGCUGUGCGAAGUGGAGGUUUACGCAGCUCCAAACAUAGCAUUGGGAAAACCGACUGUCCAGGUGGAUGUCGCACAUUACGGGGUUGCCAACCGAGCGACUGACGGCUGUAGGGACCCCAACUAUGGACAACAUUGCUGCACCCAAACUCCGGCACUGACCGACCCGUGGCUGCAAGUGGACCUCGGUACUCAAGUCAGCGUCCAGUGGGUGGUCAUCAUCAACCGCGCGGACUGUUGCAGAGGGCGACUCAACCCCUUCACCAUCCACAUCGGAAACGACGCACGCGUAGACCGCAACCCACGCUGCGGCGGCCACCACACCAUCCCCGCUGGUAAGAACAAGGAUGCCAUCAACUGUAACAGACUGAGGGGACGAUAUGUGGGGAUCCAACUGCCUGGUCGCGGCCGGGUGCUGACUGUUUGCGAAGUCGAAGUCUAUGCAGGUACGGUGACGCGGAAGAGGACGUCUAAAGUGCUUGGUACCUCUGAAGUGCGAGGUACCUCUGAAGUGCGAGGUACCUCUGAAGUGCGAGGUACCGAGGGCCAAGGCUGUGGGGAACAUAAGGAGGGAGACAGCUGGGUGUCUAAAGUGAAGGGACACAACUGCGUCUGUGACGAGAAUGAAGAAUCGUGCUACCCGGUGACCUGUGGAGAGAACGGGGAACUGGAUCCCAUCGAGGAUCAGGACAAGAUGUGGACCUGUCAGGAGCAGGACGAGGACGACGAGGAACCCGAAAUGUCAGCGGCCGACCGCGGACUUGAAGACCACGAAGUCGACAACGACCUACCGCGACUGGCCGAGGAAGCCCGUGGCCUUAUGGAGCUGCUGCUCGAGAAGCAGGAAGAGAACGCCCUGCGCCGCCGUGAGUUCGGAGAACACGGCGUGGACUGGGACGGGGAACGUGAGCUGUCCGAGGAGUAUGAGGAGGACAUGACUAAAACCAAGGAGUAGUUCC
Molecule: messenger RNA, 2221 nt
Organism: Branchiostoma floridae (Florida lancelet)
Lineage: Eukaryota; Metazoa; Chordata; Leptocardii; Amphioxiformes; Branchiostomatidae
Exons: 11
Coding region: 1-2217 (738 amino acids)
Source: RefSeq, a predicted model, not a curated record